Messenger RNA from Nothoprocta perdicaria, 1118 nucleotides. RefSeq names its product phospholipase A2 group XIIA (gene PLA2G12A). The coding region runs from base 1 to 582 and encodes 193 amino acids. Gene Ontology annotation, cellular component: extracellular region. The transcript has 4 exons. Lineage: Eukaryota; Metazoa; Chordata; Aves; Tinamiformes; Tinamidae. The record is from RefSeq and is a predicted model, not a curated record. Gene Ontology annotation, biological process: lipid catabolic process; phospholipid metabolic process; arachidonate secretion. Gene Ontology annotation, molecular function: A2-type glycerophospholipase activity; calcium ion binding.
AUGGCCCGAGCGCUGCCCCUGCUGCUGGCGCUGGCGCUGGCGGCCUGGCCGGGCCCGCGGGCGCCCGCGGCGCGGGGCCAGGAGCCGCCGCACACCCCCGACUGGCGCAUGACACUGAAGACCAUCCGCAACGGCGUGCACAAGAUCGACGUGUACCUCAACGCCGCCCUCGACCUGCUGGGCGGCGAGGACGGGCUCUGCCAGUACAAGUGCGGCGACGGAUCAAAGCCCAUUGCCCGCUAUGGAUAUAAGCCCUCACCACCAAAUGGUUGUGGAUCUCCUCUGUUUGGAGUACAGUUCGACAUCGGUAUCCCUUCGAUGACAAAGUGCUGCAAUCACCAUGACAGAUGCUACGACACUUGCGGCUAUAAAAAAAAUGAUUGUGAUGAGCAGUUUCAGUCCUGCCUCUCCAAAAUCUGCAGAGAUGUCCAAAAAACACUGGGAAUAUCAGAGAGUGUACAAGCUUGUGAAUCGACAGUUCAGCUGCUGUUUGACGCAGUUAUACAUUUAGGAUGUAAACCUUAUUUGGACAGCCAGAGAGCUGCAUGUAUGUGUCAAUAUGAGGACAAAACAGAUCUCUAAACAAAGGAUUUGAGAGCUCAUAGUGCGAAGUAGAAGACUCAUCUGGACUGUGGUCAGUGUACAGUUGCAAAGUUUAAGAUAUUUUGGAAGGUAAUAUAUUAAACAGCGACAUGAAUAUGUUGCUUUGAAAGCCACUGUGAUAUUGCUUUGGCAUAUGUCUGUAUGCUCAGGAUGUCUUACUAGUAUCUUAUUUUUACUUUAAACAACUCAAAGAACUGCAUAAUAGGGAAAUCRGAGAUGCAGAAGAGCUAUAUUGAAUUCUCUGUUUUCUUUAAACRUAGGUCAAAUCUUAAGUUUACUAACAGCUGAUGCAUCUGAUGGCUCCAACAGAAAAGACUGUUUUGUGGGAGUUUAAUGUGACUUUUAAAUAUCCUUUACUUUUGUGCUUUCGGUGAAAUGUCACUAAUAUAAACUGAUUUCRUUUCUCUUUGAUGUGCAUUCUCCUGUGUGAAAAAAGACCAGAAGCCCUUAACAAGAACAUAUACCUGCACUACGUAUUUUUACCUGAUUAUGCAUCAAAUUCAUUUCUGCAGCAC